AAUAACUCUUUCCGAAUUUGAAUUCAGCGAGAAUUAUUUGACAUCGAUUUCCCGGUCAUUCCUUGUUAUUUUGCGACGGCUUGCCUACUCCACAGCAGGGGUCAUCACCAUUUUGAGCUAUUUUGAGCCAUUUAUCGCUAUUAUCAUUCGCUCUAAAAAGAAGAUAGCUCAAAAUUGCCUMAAACUCAACAGGAAUACAAAGAAAACCACAGUAAAUAGGUCGAGAUGUUUAUUUUUAUCAAACUUAACAUAUUUCGCAAAAUUACUAAAAGCGGUUUUUGGGCUACCUGUGAUUUCACCUGAAAGGUCAUGUAUACAACAAACACAGACAGAGUAACACCAUACCAUGUCUGGAUGAUUUAACAAUUUAUAAUGUAAUGUUUAAAGAAACACUUAUAUUCUUAUUGAAGUUUUUGUACAUGGAGCAACUUACUAGUAAGAGGAAUCAAAAAAAAAAAAAAAAAGAAAAAAGAAAAGAAACGAUGUGCGUACAUUUAUAACAUUUGGGCUUCCUGUUGCACAUAUGCGACGUUAUAGUGAGAUAGGAAUGCAAUGUCAGAACUUCAUCGCCGAACCAAUCAGAACAAAGGUUGUCCAAGUGUUGAUAUCAACAGUGAUUUCUAGCCUCCUCCGCAGGCAUCACUAAGAAUCACGGGCUUCCUGUCUUUUUGCUAUCUCGUCACUAGUCCCUAACGGUCAAAAUGACCGUUACAAAGGAAGCCCAAAGGAGGAAAAAAGAGUUGCCUGUGGAGGAGGCUAAGUGAUUUCAGUGUUUGUCUUUUAGCAUUCAUCAUAAUAACCACCUCUGAUGAUCAAGAAUUAAUACUAUACGUAAUGAAAGCCUAAAAUGUGAACUGUUCUCAAGAUUAUUCACACCUAACGGAAAGCUGAAACAAAGAGACAAAACUCACCCAAAUCAUGUAGCUCAAGAGCAGAAAUUGUUAGAAGAUUUUAGUUUGAGGAAAUAAAUCCAKCCUUGCAUUGACUUAACCGCUAUCUUAUCCAAACCGAAUUUGCUGAUCGCGUCGCUGAUGGGGACGACAAGGUUAUCACUUUAUUAAAAGAGGUUAGUGGAAUUCCGCUACAUGAUUUCAAUUUCUGCUGGUUUUUAAAGCUCAGUUUAAGAGAUGCGACCUCUUGUAUUUCAAGGCCUGUUGAUGCUAAGUAUGUAAUUUCCAGACGAAUAUGCCCAGAAGCAAAUUCACCAAAUUAAACAGAUGGCUAUGGCAAGUCCUGAUAAGUUUAGCAAAGAACAAUUGAACUAUUUUCGGAUUUGUCACGUGACAGCUCACGUGACUGAUGGCCUUCGUAAAGUGUUCAAACAAGAAUGGGAUGCUCGCUAUAAGACAUCGCAUGGUGAAUGGAAUGACACUGCAAAAAAUGGAAUUGAUUUCUACAGCCUGACACCAACAAAAGAGCAAAAGACGAAAGCAAAAGAACUUUCUAUCAUUAGAAAUGGGAACACUAUGGAAUGGGACUGUACGUGUCUGUUUUAUGCAAUACUUUACUCUAAGUGUAUUGGAAAGAAUAAGCUUGACCCAAAGGUAAAGAAAGCUGUUGAUGACCUGAGACAGUAUCGAAAUAAAUUUGCCCACACACCUAAAUGCAAAGUUACUGAUGCAGAUUUCCAGGCUUCAGUACAAGAUGUAAUCAACGCUUUCCAUGAUUUGAAACUUGACACAAUUGCCAUCCAAAAUAUGAAAUCCCAAACAAGUUUUCAAACGGAGGAGCUUGAGAAAAUCCAGGWACAGUUGGCUAAAGAGAAAAGACGCAACCAGGAGCCACAGACAUUUUGUGAUUUGCCACCAAAGCCAUCACAUGAAGUCAUCCCACGCUCGAGUGAAGUAGACAUAAUAAUGAAAGAGAUGAAAACUUUGCAAAGCCGCCAUCCAAACGAGGUGACACAUGUCUACUUGUCAGGAAAUCCAGGCUGUGGAAAAAGUGAAACAGCAAGACAAAUCGGAGAGAAAUUUUUUGAUGAAACUGAGAGUGCUUCGUCGAAGACUUUCGUUGCUACACUUAAUGCAUCAAGUUUGGAGUCAUUACUAGGAUCGUACAUCGACUUUGCUCAUCAGCUGCGAGUAGAUGAAGAAUACAUUCAAAAUAUUCUAUCAUCGAAGACACAUUCCCAAUCAGAGGACAAAAUUUUGAUGUUGAUUGGAUGGAUCAAUACCAAGUUAAACUUAUUUCCAUCGUGGUUGAUAAUAGUGGAUAACGUGAUCGAUCUAAAAAAGUCCUCGAACUUUUUCCCUCAUUUAGGGGAAAAAGUAACUGCAAAGGCACAGGUCUUGGUGACUACACAAGACGGGCCAUCAAUUCCUCUAGCAAGUMCUAAAAUCUACCACRAAACUCUAAGUGAAGGAAUGAAGCCUGAUGACGCCGUUAAUGCUCUUUGCUCCAUCUCACAGCAAUUUCAAGAUAAAGACGUGGUGUUUGAAAUUGCAAAAGCCCUUGAUUAUCAACCACUAGCCCUUGCCUGCACUGCAGUCUACAUGAAGUUCAUCCGCAAUAAAAAUUGGUCCAACUGUCUGGCAAAGAUCAAAGAAGGAAAACGUGAACGAACUGAAAAACCCUACCUCGAUACAUGCAGUCAGGUCUAUUCACAAUCGAUGACAACAGCUGUGAAGAUGGCUUUAGACAGAGUGGUCACAGAAGAUGAGGUCAUGAUGAUUGCAUGUCAGUUUUUGUCGAUGCUUGCGAAAGAUCCAAUACCAAUAAAGUACGUUGUUCAAUACGUUAUCAAAUGCAUGCCUGACGAAGACGAGGAUUUGAUAGAAUCUCACAUCGAGCGC
This is a messenger RNA of Exaiptasia diaphana, 2792 nucleotides long. RefSeq lists its product as uncharacterized. The annotation marks the transcript as partial. The record is from RefSeq and is a predicted model, not a curated record. Lineage: Eukaryota; Metazoa; Cnidaria; Anthozoa; Actiniaria; Aiptasiidae. The transcript is spliced from 4 exons.